UUUGACAACCAAAGAGAAUAUAAUAUGUCAUUCUGCAGUUUCAACUUUUAUUUGCAAAUUUGCAAAAUUUGCAACUUGUCAAUAGUUUAUAAAUGAAUUUCAAUAUGAAUGAGAUCGAAAUAGGUUGUAAUGUCAAUGGAAAAUCGGAACAAGAGCUUUUAGAUGGGUAUAUACGCUGGGAAUGUGAUAAAUAUACUGUUGAAAACUUAACAUAUGAAGAUUUUUAUAACAAUCAUUUAGUGAAUAAUUUACCUUGUGUAAUAAAAAAUAUUACUUCUGAAUGGGAGUGCACAAAGAAAUGGAUUGAAAAUAAUACAAUAAAUUAUAAUUAUUUCAUUGAGAAUUAUGGGGAUUUGGAAGCUCCUGUGGCAGACUGUAAUAACAUAUCAUAUAAUGCUCACUGUAAAACUGAUAUGAAGGUCAGCGACUACAUGAAUUAUUUAAGGGACUCAGAAAAAUCUAAACUGCUCUAUCUAAAAGACUGGCACUUGAAAAAGUUACGACCCAAUGACAAAUUCUAUGAUAUACCAAGCAUAUUUGCUUCAGACUGGCUCAAUGAAUAUGCUCAAGACAAUGACCAAGAUGAUUUUAUGUUUGUUUACAUUGGACCAAAAUAUUCAUGGACACCACUUCAUGUAGAUGUCUACACAUCAUUCAGCUGGUCAGUCAAUGUAAUUGGAAAGAAGAAAUGGAUUUUAUUUCCACCAGGUGAAGAAAAUAAAUUGAAAGACUCAUUGGACAAUUUACCAAUGAUAUUUGAUCCUGACAAAACCAAAAAUAUAAAAUAUUUUGAAGUUAUUCAAGAACAAGGUGAUGGUAUAUUUGUACCUUCUGGAUGGUACCACCAAGUAUUGAAUGUAGAAGAUACCAUAUCUAUAAAUCAUAACUGGGUAAAUGCAUGUAACAUCCAAAUUGUCUGCAACUCCCUGGCAAAACCUUACUGUCAGUACAGCAUGAAAUUAUUGAAUUUAAAGAAACACCUGAAUAUCCAAUGCAAUGUCAAUUGAUUUUAAAAUCACUUUUUGGA
Messenger RNA from Manduca sexta (tobacco hornworm), 1027 nucleotides. RefSeq names its product 2-oxoglutarate and iron-dependent oxygenase JMJD4 homolog (gene JMJD4). The record is from RefSeq and is a predicted model, not a curated record. Lineage: Eukaryota; Metazoa; Arthropoda; Insecta; Lepidoptera; Sphingidae. Gene Ontology annotation, biological process: positive regulation of translational termination; negative regulation of gene expression; protein hydroxylation. Gene Ontology annotation, cellular component: cytoplasm; nucleus. The transcript has 3 exons. The coding region runs from base 93 to 1007 and encodes 304 amino acids. Gene Ontology annotation, molecular function: histone H4R3 demethylase activity; sequence-specific DNA binding.